CUAUGUUCUCUUUUCUCAUUCGUGACUCACUCACUCACACAAGUUCUUCUCACGAAUCACUAUCACCAUUCACCAUGGCUGCUUCUUCCUCUACUUCCCUUUCUCUCACUCCCUCUUCUCACAUUCCCAUUUUUUCUUCUUCCCCUUCACGCCUUACUCCUUCUCCCUCAUUUCCCUUCUAUUCCCGAAUUACCCACAAACCCCUUCACCUUCAAAACCCUCCUCAUCUUUCCCCCAAGAUUCGCUCUUUGCGUCAACAAACCACAGCUAUACCAGUUAACAAAGAUCUGUGGGAAAAAUCGAUUUUGAAAAGUGAAACUCCAGUCCUUGUUGAGUUCUUUGCAAAUUGGUGUGGUCCGUGCAAGAUGGUACACCGAGUAAUUGACGAGAUUGCAACAGAGUAUGCUGGAAGACUCAAGUGCUUUGUACUCAACACAGACACUGAUAUGCAAGUUGCUGAUGAGUAUGAAAUUAAGGCGGUACCGGUGGUUUUACUUUUCAAAAACGGGAAGAAAUUUGAUGCUGUAGUUGGUACCAUGCCAAAAGAAUUUUACGUGUCUGCAAUUGAGAAGAUGCUCGAGUCUUAAACAUGGAUCUGUGUGGACAAAAUCUCAGUUAUGGGAUAAACUUUUGCCUUUGCUGGUGGUCAUGUUGAAUUUUGGUUAAUUUUUUCGGUUAUUUUGUCAGGCGCUCAACAUUACUUAGUUCUUCUUGUACAUACUGGAUGUACUUUUUCUCAGUAGCUAGGUGUGACCUCAAGAGUCUGCUUUAGUAAUGAAUGUUCCGCGUUCUUGAAAAGUAUUGCUUAGAUACAUGUUGAAUUUGUUUGUUUCUUUUGUACCCGACUUGAACAACAUUUGUUGUUCUGAAAGUUCAAUUUGAUUACCAUGUUCUUA
Trifolium pratense (red clover) is the source of this 896-nucleotide messenger RNA. Its product is annotated as thioredoxin M3, chloroplastic. NCBI's taxonomy places the organism in Eukaryota, Viridiplantae, Streptophyta, Magnoliopsida, Fabales, Fabaceae. Gene Ontology annotation, cellular component: cytoplasm. Gene Ontology annotation, molecular function: oxidoreductase activity, acting on a sulfur group of donors, disulfide as acceptor; protein-disulfide reductase activity. Bases 3 to 587 code for a protein of 194 amino acids. The record is from RefSeq and is a predicted model, not a curated record. The transcript has 2 exons.